Messenger RNA from Vicia faba (fava bean), 1149 nucleotides. Lineage: Eukaryota; Viridiplantae; Streptophyta; Magnoliopsida; Fabales; Fabaceae. The record is from the annotation of a GenBank genome assembly.
AUGAAUAUUGAUAAAGAAUCUCAAAAUAGUCCACCGACGCCUACAACAAACCAACCAAAAACUAUUGAUUUGGACAAACAAGAAGGCGACAAUGUUCAACAUAAAAAGAAAAGGAAAGUUGGAGAAGCGGAUGAGUCUAAAGCUGAUGAUUCUAAUGCUGGAGAUUUAGGUAAACUAAAACCUUGUAGGCCUAAAUCUUGGGUUUGGGAUCAUUUUACAAAAGAUGAAUCCGGUACUCGGUCUAAAUGUAAUUGGUGUAUGAAAUCUUAUGCAGCUGAUUCACAUAAGAAUGGAACCUCAAAUUUAAAUAAGCAUUUGAUGCAUCAAUGUAAAAAAAUUACCAAACAUGUUCUUGAUCCUAGUCAAACCACUUUUAGCCUUCAAGAAGGCUCUAAAGUAAAUAUUAAUGCACUUGUUGGUAUCCAUUUUGAUAUUGAAUUGUGUAGACAAGCUUUAGCUAGAAUGAUAAUCGUGGAUGAAUUGCAUUUUUCUUUUGUUGAGAACGAAGGAUUCUGUCAUUUUAUGAGUGUUACACAACCUAGGUUCCCACUUCCAGGAAGGAUUUCAAUUUCUAGGGAUUGUUUGAGUCUUUACGUGAGUGAUAAACAUAAGUUAAGAAGCAUGUUUACUAAAACAAAUCAAAGUGUUUAUCUAACAACUGAUUCUUGGACUUCUGUGCAAAAUACUAAUUAUAUGGUUCUUACUGCGCAUUACAUUGAUCAAGACUGGAAGUUGCAUAAAAGGAUUCUCAACUUUUGUCCAAUAACUUCUCAUAAAGGGGAGAUAAUUGGGAGAAAUAUUGAAAAGUGUUUGGAGGGUUGGAUGAUAGAUAAGGUUUUCAUCAUCACAGUUGAUAAUGCUUCUUCAAACGAUGUUGUUAUCGCUUACCUAAAAAAUAGAAUGGAGGAUUGGAAUUCACAUCCAUUAAAAGGGGAGCAUUUACAUAUUAGAUAUUAUGCUCACAUUCUUAACCUUGUUGUCAAUGAUGGGUUGAAGUUGAAGCACAUGUAUUCUUCGCUUUCCAAAAUUAGGAGAGCGGUUCAGUAUGUUCGUCAGUCACCUGGUCGUUUAGAUAGGUUUAGGACAUGUAUUAAAGAAGUUAGGAUACAAGACAAGUCUACUGUGAAGUAUGAUUGUCCCACUAGGUAG